AGUAAUGUGAAAGUGAAAGCAAUAGUUCGUAAUCCUAAACCUGUUGUAUUUUUGAAGAUGAGAUUUUAUACAGUGAAUCAUUGGAAUUAUCUGCUGAAGACAGAGAUUCAAAUUAUAUUACUCCAAUUGGAAAUGCUAAGAUUAUGAGAAAAGAUGAUCAUGUUACAAUUACAGCAUUUUCUAAAAUGGUUGGUAAUUCUCUUAUAAUUGCUGAAUAAUUAUUUAGUGAGGUCAUUAUUUGUUAAGUUUUUAAUUUAAGAAGUUAUAGGCCAUAAAAUAGAGACAACAUCACUGAGAAUGCAAAGAAAAUAAGAAUAGAAGAAGGAUGGGCUUAAUCUAGUAUUAGAACUGAAAUUUUUCUCUAAUUAUGGAAUGAGGAGCAUUUAAAUAUUUGAAUGCUCCUAUUUAAAGAGUAACAGGUUUUGAUAUA
Messenger RNA from Paramecium primaurelia, 430 nucleotides. NCBI's taxonomy places the organism in Eukaryota, Ciliophora, Oligohymenophorea, Peniculida, Parameciidae. The record is from the annotation of a GenBank genome assembly.